AUGGAGAGCGCGUUCGCGAAACCAGUUGGCGAUGUCCUCGCCAACUUCAACGUCAACGAGGCUACAGGCUUGAGCGACUCUCAGGUCACCGAGCUACGCAACAAAUAUGGGCGCAACUCUAUUCCUGAGGAGCCUCCUACUCCUCUGUGGGAGCUUAUCCUAGAGCAAUUCAAGGACCAGCUAGUUCUCAUCCUUCUUGGUUCCGCCGCUGUCUCUUUCGUUCUGGCACUUUUCGACGAUGAAGAGGGCUGGAGUGCUUUCGUUGACCCAGUUGUCAUUCUCACCAUUCUCAUUCUCAACGGUGUCGUCGGAGUCUCCCAGGAAAGCAGCGCCGAGAAGGCCAUCGCCGCCUUACAGGAAUACUCAGCAAACGAAGCAAAUGUGGUGCGAAAUGGUGGUCAUGUUUCACGAGUCAAGGCCGAAGAGCUAGUCCCCGGCGACAUUGUCACAGUCUCCAUUGGUGAUCGUAUUCCUGCCGAUUGUCGAGUCAUCUCCAUCGAAAGCAACAGUUUCUCUGUCGACCAGGCAGUUCUCACUGGAGAGAGCGAGAGCGUCGGCAAACGCGCCUCUACCGUUAUCGAAGAUGAGAAAGCCGUUCUACAGGACCAGACCAACAUGUUGUUCUCUGGAACAACUGUUGUAACAGGUCGCGCUCGGGCAAUUGUUGUUCUCACAGGCCCCAACACCGCUAUCGGAGAUAUCCACGAAAGCAUUACUGCCCAGAUCUCGGAACCCACGCCCCUGAAGCAGAAGCUCAACGACUUCGGCGACAGUCUAGCCAAGGUUAUCACUGUCAUUUGCAUCCUGGUUUGGCUCAUCAACAUUCCCAACUUCAAUGAUCCUAGCCACGGCAACUGGACCAAGGGCGCCAUUUACUACCUCAAGAUUGCCGUCUCCCUUGGUGUUGCUGCGAUUCCUGAGGGUCUGGCCGUUGUUAUCACUACCUGCUUGGCUCUUGGGACGAGAAAGAUGGCUGCUAAGAACGCUGUCGUCCGAAGCCUCCCUUCUGUUGAGACCCUUGGAAGCUGCAGCGUCAUCUGCUCUGACAAGACCGGUACUCUUACCACCAACCAGAUGAGCGUUAGCAAGGUUCUGCAUCUCAACGAAGACGGCAGUGGUCUCGAUGAGCUCGACGUUGAGGGCACUACCUUCGCACCCCGCGGAGCCAUCAAGUCAAACGGUGUUGUCGUUCAGGACCUCCCCAACUCUUCUGCUACCAUCCGCCAAAUGACACAGGUAGCUGCCAUUUGCAAUGACGCCCAGCUUGCCUAUGAUUCUCGAUCUGCCACCUUCUCCAGCAUUGGUGAACCAACUGAGGGUGCCCUUCGAGUUUUGGUUGAGAAGAUUGGACCUUGUGCCCCUACCGAUACCCGCCCUGAAGAUUGUGUUCAUUAUGCCAGCGCAGCCUACCAGAAGGAACUGCCUCGCCUGGCUACGUACGAGUUCUCCCGUGAUCGCAAGAGCAUGUCUGUCUUGGUUGGUAAGGGUAAUGAUAAGAAACUCCUGGUCAAGGGCGCUCCCGAAUCCGUGAUCGAUCGCUGCACACAAACUCUCGUUGGCUCCAAUGGCAAGAAGGUUGCACUCACCAAGAAGAUUGCAGACCGCCUGAUGAGCGAGAUUGUACGAUAUGGUAACAACGGUCUUCGAGUCAUCGCUCUCGCCAGCAUCGACAAGGUGGCCGAGAACCCGCUUCUGCACACUGCUUCUUCUACCGAACAAUAUGCCCAGCUUGAACAGAACAUGACUUUCCUUGGCCUCGUCUGCAUGCUUGAUCCUCCCAGAGAGGAGGUUCCUGGCGCUGUGCAGAAGUGCAAGGAUGCUGGUAUUCGUGUCAUCGUCAUCACUGGAGACAACCGCAACACCGCUGAAAGCAUUUGCCGCCAGAUCGGUGUUUUCGGUCAGCAUGAGGAUCUUACUGGAAAGAGCUACACCGGCCGCGAGUUUGACCAGUUGUCCCCUAGCGAGCAACUCGAAGCUGCUAAGCGUGCCUCUCUGUUCUCCCGCGUUGAACCCAGCCACAAAUCUCGACUGGUCGAUCUGCUUCAAUCUCUUGGCGAAGUUGUUGCUAUGACUGGCGAUGGUGUCAACGAUGCCCCUGCUCUGAAGAAGGCCGAUAUCGGUGUUGCGAUGGGCUCAGGAACUGAUGUCUCCAAGCUGGCUGCCGACAUGGUUCUUGCGGACAGCAACUUUGCCACUAUUGAGGUAGCCAUCGAGGAGGGUCGUUCCAUUUACAACAACACUCAGCAAUUCAUCCGGUAUCUGAUCUCGUCCAACAUUGGUGAGGUCGUCUCGAUUUUCCUGACGGCUGCUCUUGGUAUGCCCGAGGCUCUCGUUCCAGUUCAACUUCUUUGGGUCAACCUCGUCACCGAUGGUCUGCCUGCCACCGCUCUGUCUUUCAACCCCCCUGACCACGACAUCAUGAAGCGUCGUCCUCGCAAGAGAGAUGAAGCUCUGAUUGGCGGAUGGCUCUUCUUCCGCUAUCUCGUCAUUGGUACCUAUGUUGGUCUCGCUACGGUUGCUGGCUAUGCUUGGUGGUUCAUGUAUAACCCGGAGGGUCCCCAGAUCACUUUCCGCCAACUCACACGCUUCCACCACUGCUCAGCUGACUUCCCCGAAAUUGGCUGCUCCAUGUUCUCCAACGACAUGGCCAAGGCAGCUUCAACGGUCUCCUUGUCUAUCCUGGUUGUGAUUGAAAUGUUUAACGCCAUCAACGCGCUGUCAUCUAGCGAGUCUCUCCUCACUCUGCCCCUUUGGAAGAACAUGAUGCUCGUUUAUGCCAUCGCUCUGUCCAUGGCCUUGCAUUUUGCCCUCGUCUAUAUUCCCUUCCUCCAAGGCCUGUUCUCCAUUGUGCCCCUGAACGCUUUGGAAUGGAAGGCAGUUGUUGCCAUCAGCGCCCCUGUUGUACUUCUCGACGAGAUACUCAAGGCUGUUGAGCGACAGUUAUUCAUGCAGACAACAACUGACAUUUCCCUUAAGACAAAGAAGGAACAAUAG
Molecule: messenger RNA, 2994 nt
Organism: Fusarium tjaetaba
Lineage: Eukaryota; Fungi; Ascomycota; Sordariomycetes; Hypocreales; Nectriaceae
Product: Ca2+ transporting ATPase sarcoplasmic endoplasmic reticulum
Exons: 4
Coding region: 1-2994 (997 amino acids)
Biological process (GO): intracellular calcium ion homeostasis; calcium ion transmembrane transport
Cellular component (GO): membrane
Molecular function (GO): ATP binding; ATP hydrolysis activity; P-type calcium transporter activity
Source: RefSeq, a predicted model, not a curated record